AUGCAAGUGUUUAUAAGAUCAGCCGAACAGAAUUGGAACUUUGGUGGUAAGAGUGAUGAAUUAUGGAAUGGUUGGUGUCAUGUUGAAUCAAAAGAUAAUUUUUGGGGAUGUGGCAAUAAUAUUGGACUCACUUUACAAAAAGGUGAUAACACAUGUACAUAUCGUGCUUCAUAUUACAAUCCGACCUUUUAUUUGGUAAAAAUAAAUGACAAAUCAGCAAGUGGAACAUUUACGUAUGAUCGAAGCAAACCUAAAGUCGAAGUCUAUAAUGCUUUUACCGAAUUCAUUGAAAGUCAAAUCGGUGUCAAGGAUGCGUAA
Rotaria sp. Silwood2 is the source of this 318-nucleotide messenger RNA. NCBI's taxonomy places the organism in Eukaryota, Metazoa, Rotifera, Eurotatoria, Philodinida, Philodinidae. The record is from the annotation of a GenBank genome assembly.